Linum tenue is the source of this 2370-nucleotide messenger RNA. NCBI's taxonomy places the organism in Eukaryota, Viridiplantae, Streptophyta, Magnoliopsida, Malpighiales, Linaceae. The record is from the annotation of a GenBank genome assembly.
CUUUUUGACCAGGCUUACUCCGAUACAUACUCGCUUAUUGUGUUCUUCUCUGCCCUGCUGCCUACUCUGAGUCACGACUCACGACGCGGCCUGCUAAAACCCUUUGGCUGCGGCCAUCCUCUGUCGCAUCUCACUAUUCGCAUCCCCGCCAUCUCCCUGCCUAGCGUACCAUCUCCGCUGUGCCACUGAACCGAAGAGCAGUCGAAGAUGGGAGGAUCGAGGAGAAAACUGAAGAGGUCUCGGCAGAAGGUGCGCGUCGGACUUCCGAAGAAGAAUCCCAACUUGUUCAAGCCCGCUUUCAGCCUCCCUCCAAAGCUCCGCUCUCUUGCCGCCGCCGCCGGCGACGACUACGACUUCAAGUGGGACGACAAGGCCAGCGUCAUCAAGAACUACAAGUCCUUCGGCGUUGUUUCCAACCCUAACCUGCUUAGCGUCCGGUCCCGCACUGCUCAUAUCCUCGAGGCGCAAUCGCUCCAAGCACCUCCCGCUCAACGCGACGCUCCUCUUGGCGAGUUCGAGCCCUUGGACUCUGGCAGCGACCUUGAAGAAGAUGAUCUGAAAUCGGCUCUUGGGAAGCAAAGGAGAGAUGGGAAAGGCGCCCCUUUGCAGCCUUUGACCAGCAUGCAAAGAUAUCAUAUUGGUCGGCUAGUUGAGAAAUAUGGAGACGAUUACCAGAAGAUGUUUAUGGACUCGAAACUGAACGCGAUGCAGCAUUCGGUUGCAACUCUUGAGAAACUGUGCAAGAGAUAUCACAUGUACAAGGACAGAAAUCCCUUGAUCGUAUCUUAGGUGUCAGGAAAAUUGAUUAGCGAUAUAUGUAUGAAACUGGUUGAUUUAGUAUACUCUGUUAUUAAAUCCACAUGUAUCUCCUUUUGUUUUGUUUGUUGAGUUUUGAUUAAUGCAAAACACAAUGUUGGAAUCUCCUUAUAUUCACCAACAAGUGAUCAACUUUCACGCCAAAGAAAAGUAGUAUACCUUUGGUUUAGCACGAUUCUAAGCUCUUCCAAGUGCACAGCAGCUUGGAAAAUUCCAGUAUUGUGACUGAACUUGCAAUUUGCAGGGUGGACCAUAAUAAGUUAUUGGCAUGAGCAAGAGCUCAAUUCAGGCUGUGAAUGCAAUAUUUACAUCAAUAGUACCCGAGAUAUUUUAUGCUUCGGUGAUGCAAACACGCCCCCAGGAAGAGGAAGAAUAUGAUAACAAGGAAUAUAUCAGACAGAAUCCACAGAAGAAGCUAUUUGAUGGCGGCAAGUGGCGAGAGAGUGACGGCUCGAUCGUUUACGAAUCGAAGGAUCUGGUUCUGCCUGCAACUACCGUCUUCUCGCCUCUCUCUCCUUUGGUACGUGUAGCGUACGCAAUAAAAAGUCCAAAAUUGAUCAGAGUCUUCUUAUCUAUUGGCUUCCUCUCCUUUGCUAUAUAUAUAAAGAAGAAAAUUUCAACACUAAACGAAUAGGAGCAGCGCAGGCAACCGCAACAGAAGACAGCUAGUUGAAGGGCGAUGGCGGAGAAGCAAGUGAUGGUGGUUGGGAUCGACGACAGCGAGCACAGCGUCUACGCUCUGCAGUGGACUCUGGAUCAUUUCUUCACUCCCCUCCCCGCCGACGCCUCCCUUUUCAACCUCGUCCUCGUCCACGCCAAGCCUACCCCCACCUCCGUCGUGGGUCUCGCCGGCCCUGGCGCCGCCGAAGUGCUGCCGUACGUGGAUUCCGAUUUGAAGAAGAUCGCCGCCCGAGUUGUGGACAAGGCCAAGCAAAUCUGCAACGACCACAAAUCGGUACCUUCACCCUCUCUCUCUCUCUCUCUCUCUCUCGUCUGGCCUUGAAUUGAAGCGUAGUUCCUUCUUUGCAGGUGAAAGAAGCAGUAUUCGAAGUAGUGGAAGGCGAUGCGAGAAACGUUCUUUGUGAAGCUGUGGAGAAACAUGGCGCUUCAGUACUGGUUGUGGGCAGUCAUGGUUAUGGAGCUAUCAAAAGGGCGGUUUUAGGCAGCGUGAGCGACUACUGUGCUCAUCAUGCUCACUGCACUGUGAUGAUCAUCAAGAAGCCUAAGCACAAGCAUUGACCCAUCCACUCCACCACCAGCUGCUGCGUUUUAUCAUCGAUCGCCACACAACGCCAUGCCAUGCCAUGCCAUGCCUGCCUCAUACGCCAUAAUAUAUCCUCAUUUGUGUCUCUGUAUUAAAAAUAAGGAUUGGAGAGGAGAGUUGGUUUAUCUGAUCUCUCUCUAUCUAUUUAUCUCACAGUCUCGUCUCUAAAUGUAUGUUCAUCCGGUCUCCCAUUGCAGCAAGGCUGUUGUACUGCUUCUCUUUAACACCUAUGAAUGAAUGCCUAUUUGUGCCCUGUUAUAUAGUAAGCGUCGCCUGUGCUUCAAAUUAAC